This is a messenger RNA of Lucilia sericata (common green bottle fly), 2709 nucleotides long. Its product is annotated as synaptotagmin-5. Gene Ontology annotation, molecular function: clathrin binding; phosphatidylserine binding; calcium-dependent phospholipid binding. Gene Ontology annotation, biological process: regulation of dopamine secretion; calcium-ion regulated exocytosis; regulation of calcium ion-dependent exocytosis. The record is from RefSeq and is a predicted model, not a curated record. NCBI's taxonomy places the organism in Eukaryota, Metazoa, Arthropoda, Insecta, Diptera, Calliphoridae.
AAAUAUUUAUAAGUUUAAUAAAUUAUUAAAAGAUAAUAAUUAUAAUAAUAACAAUAAAACAAAAACAAACAGUAGUAAAAUUGUUUUUGAUUAAUUGUUUCGCAAAAAAAAAAAAAUACAAAAAUUGUUGUAUUUAUUUAGUGCGAAUUGGGGUGUAAAUUUAUUGGUAAUGACUUUGAAAUGAAAUGUUAACAUAUUGUCAGGAUUAUUAGCAAUAUUUAAAGCUGAAAAUAAUAAAAAAAUAUAAAAAAAAAGUUUUUAAAACUCUAAAAAGGUUUCAUUCCUCAACACCAACUCAACUCGCAAUUAUUGUUAUACAAAAUGGAUAUUGUUAUACGUGAAGAAGACAUUUCCUUGGGACAAGUAGGCAUCUAUGCCUCCUUAUCAUUUUUAGUGGUUUCUGUCUUGGGUUUGGGAUUUUAUGCCACUUGUUCAAGAAAAUACCGUUUGAAUUGGUUUGAGAAAAAUCUAUUAGAAUCAGCGAACAACAAAGAUGAAGAAGCUGACUGUAGAGAUGCCCUAGUGGCAACGGCUUCUGGUUAUAAUGUCGACAAUAUCAGCGAAUGUUCACGUUCUAUAGCGAAGGGCAAUGUUACUCCCACCUCCAUUAAUACCGAUGAUCCCACAUUUUGGGUGCCACCACCUUCGAAAACCAUACAACAACAGGUUUCUACAUCGGCCGAUGAAUCACCACCCUCAACACCCACCUCUCCAACUGGCAGCUUGAAAUCGAAUACUUUAUCGAUGUCAUCUUGUAAUUCCGUGCCUAUAGCUCGUUCCGACAAACAUGUGGUUUUAGCUAUGAAUCCUACACGUCCCAAGGUUUCAUCGAUGAAUGCCAAGUUGGAUCACACCAAAAUCGAUAUGGCUUUAUAUAGAACGAACUCUUUACAAAAGGGUCCCAAUCCUACCGAAGAUCCUAAGGGCAGCAUUCAUGUUAGCAUAGUUUAUGAUCCUCAUGCUGGUAUUUUAUCAGUCCGUUUAAUAGAGGCUCAAAACCUUCAGCCCCGCGAUUUUAGUGGCACAGCAGAUCCUUAUGCUAAAAUUCGUCUAUUACCAGAAAAGAAAAACUUCUGGCAAACUCGUAUACACAAGAAGACUCUCAAUCCAGUUUUCGAUGAAGAUUUCGUUUUCGAAGAAAAUCCCAAUGCCAUUGAUAAACGUACCAUAGAAAUUUUACUCUACGAUUUUGAUGCCUACUCCCGACACGUUUGCAUAGGAGGGGCUCAAAUACCAUUGGCUAAUUUGGACUUGACUAAGAAGGAGAAAUUCUGGACACCCUUGGGAACAUGUGCUGAACAAGACAUGAAAGUGGAUUUAGGAGAUGUUAUGAUUACUUUGGCCUAUUUACCCUCAGCAGAACGUUUGACGGUGGUGGUAAUAAAGGCUAGAAAUUUGAGAAUUGUAGAUGAUUCACGCAACUCCUCAGAUCCGUAUAUAAAGGUUACACUAAUGGUACCGGGAAAAAGAAUAAAAAAACGCAAAACGGCCGUUAUACGCAACAAUAUUAAUCCAGUGUAUAAUGAAGCCUUAACAUUUGAUGUCCAUAAAGAGGCUUUGAAAAAUGCCACCAUAGAAUUACAGGUGGUACAUGAUGGUUUAUUGGGUUCUAAUGAAAUCUUGGGUAGAGCUAUUAUUGGUGGCGGACCAGAUGUUCGUCCAGAUGAGAAAAUUUUCUUUGAAGAAAUGUUCCGCUCUAAAAAUGCCACUGCCCAAUGGGUGCCACUGCAAGAUGUUAACAAUGGUCGCACUAACAGUGGAAAUUAAAGUGGAAUUUGUUGACAUGGUUUGUGUCUACACUAAAAUGGUUUCUAACUUAACUCAAAACAAACAUAGAAUACCUACCACUCUUUGUUGUCCAAUACAGUUUGAAAGUCUUAGCAUUGCUUUAGUGCGCUGCUGCUAAUGAAAUUACUGUUAAAUAACAUUUUAACAAACCUUUAACAAGAGUUUGUUAAACAUUACUGUUAACUUAGAUUAACAGUGUUUGUUUUUGUCUUUUCUCCCCUAAACAAACUAAGAAAUUGUUAGACCAGAGAAAAACUUAAAUUGUUACCAAAAUAUAAAGGAUUUUUGCAGGGAUCAUAAAUUAAUUCAAGAGAAUAAUUAUAAAUUUAAACUUAAAACAAUUAUUAAAUGUGCUUUAAAACUCGAAAAAUUUGAAAAAAAAAAAAAAUGAUUUAAAUUAAUGGAAAAAGAAAACUAUUUGAAAUUUUUAUAAAUUAUAAAUAUAAUUGAUUUUUUGCUAUUGAUGUUUAUAAACAAUUAUUAACUAACACAUACAUCCAUAAAUAUUAUAUAGAUGUUUUUUAUGUAGUAGUUUAACAUACAUAUAUAAAAAUGAAUUUAACAAGAGAUUUUGUCUACAUGUCCAUAAGUACCUAAAAUAGUAAAACUUCUUUGUAACUUUAAAAUCAAAUCGAACAGUAUUUUGCCAGUAUAUUCUGAUUUAUAUAAUUGAGAAGGAAUUUAAAUCAAAAUAAAAUUGUAACAAGAUUUAAACAAAUAUUUGCCAGUACUUAAGUAUGACUACAAUAAUUAUAGAUAUUUUAUAAAAUGGAUAUCUUAUAUAACAAUUGAAUUGACUAUAUAUAUACAUAUAUAUAACUACGUUAAUACUACAAGUACACAUACACACUUAUUUAAAUAAAUAUUUAAAUAAAAAAUACCAAGAAAAUAUUCAUACACUAAAUUAUAUAUUAUAAAUGU